GUUAUGUUCCUAGCAACACUUUAUAAAUACAUCAUAAUUGCUUUAACUCUUUUUUAACUUUUUUGGCGCUGAUUUAAAUGCAUUACAUCUGAAAAGACAAUCUUACAGAGACACACGCUAAACCAUAUAGCUAAGAUAGUGUAUUUUCUUCAUUUAUGUUCCAAAUCUAAGUAACAAGAUUUUUAACAUGAAUAUUAUUUCGAGAUCCUUAGGAACUUCUUUUCUCCAAUGUCAAAUCAAUUUCAUAAUUACCUAACGUCACUGGGUAGGUCUAAAUCUUCAAACCCACCAGCAUUUCAGCGUACUUGUAAGGGUAAAGGUAAAAAAGCAAUGUUCAAAUAAACCAUGAUGUUCGCAAAAACUUUUUCUUUUAAUCUAUUUCAGGUCGCAGCUCAGCUGUUGCUCCUCAGUGUCUCAACCGUGUUUGGAUUCUCUGGAGGUCCUCCAUUGAGUGCCUGCGAGAAUAAGUUCCCUCACCACAAAAGGGCUGUGGCACAACAAGGACUGCCUCCCUAUAACAUCUCUGUGUCCUCACUUUUGUAUAACCCUGGAGACAGCCUGACUGUGAUCAUCUCAGGAUCACAGCCUUUUAAGGGAUUCAUUUUAAAUGCACAGGGGACUGAAAGCUCGAUUCCUCGGCCAGUAGGAACAUUUACUCAAAUUCCAAGUUGUAUGUAUUCUCUAAACUUCUUCUUCUACUUCUCGCACAUAAUUCAAGACAGUUUAUGAGAAUGAGACAUCUGAGAAAGUAACUUUUUCUUUGUCUACUAUGAAUUUAAGAUGAAAAUAAGGGGUUCCUAGGUCUUUCUCAACCAGGGAAGAAAUUGUUUAUAACAUCGAAACUUGAAUGCCCAAAAAUUCCCAGUAAAACACUUAUAUAGGACUUCUCCUUCUUCUGCUGACAUCCCUGGGACAUCAAAUUGGACACAAGUACUAUCUCUUUAACUGUUCUUGCAAACAAACAAAAAAAGGAAACAGGAGUCCUGGCUGAUGAAGGAUAGAACAUUUCUAGCCAAUCUUUGGUGAAAGAAUGGCAAUUAUACCUUUUCUUUUUUUCGGAAGCAUUGGUGGACAAGUGGACAUAUUUUUAUUUUUCUUGCAGAUACAGCUUCUUUAGACUGUUCUGGAGAUGAAUCAAAGGUAAGGUAUUGCAUACUUAUUUCAAAUUCUUUUUAAGUUAAUUAACACUAUAGGUGUCUUGGCAGAGGAAACUAUUGUUUUUUUUUUCUGCUCAUAUUUAGGACACAGUUGGUCAUAAAAAUCCUAACCCAGCUAAGAACUUGAAUUCACUUCAGUUCACUUGGAUGGCUCCUGAAAAGAGUGCAGGGAACAUCAGCUUCAUGUCAGUAACAUAUAUGUUUUUUUUGAAGGUCAUAAUAUGUAGCUUAAACUUGCUAACAUGGGGGGUGGGAAGGAGGGUUGGCUGUGGAAUGUAAUGUGUCAUUCUUUUUGAACUCAAGCAUUUGAACUUUUGAAAAUUGGUUCAACAAAAACCCAUUCUUAAGGGCUAAAAUUGAGUUCAAAUGUCCUUCCCAAGUGUCAGAUGGUCAAUUAUUUGGUGAAACCUAAAACCUGGACCAAUGUAGACCUUUCCUCCUCAGAGCCAUCUGCUUGCAAAAGUCAACUCUUUUCCUUUAAGUACCUCCAUAUUAAAAGAUACAACUGGAAAGACUUGAUACUUAAUACUUCUGGUUCAAAUUCCCCGCCCCACCUAGGCAAGGUUCAUAUUUCCCACCACACAGGCUGGGCACGAAGGACAAUCAAAUGUUUGUGGAAUGCACGAGGGGGGAUGUUGAAGCUUUGAAUUGAUUGUUGCAUUAUUGUAAGUGUUUUGUUGGAAGUUGAAAUGUACUGAACCCUUUGUGCAAGGCACUUUAUAGUUAUAAUUGCAUAGACAGAGUUCCUACAGGAAAUAUUUGAGAUAUGCAGCAGCCAAUGUUUAAAUAUGCAGUCCCUGCCUUUUGUAGACUUUCAUGUGUUAUUUAUUUUCUAUAUACAGUGCAACCAUUGUUCAGAGCUAUUCCACUUUCUGGGAAAAAGUUUCUUCUCCUGUGGUUCAUGGUCCACCAGCAGAGGAUGUCACUAGUGGGACUUCAACAGAGAGCUUUCAGGUGAGCCCAAUGAUCAAAAAAUGGGCCCAGCUAAUAUAGGGAGGGGAAGAACCUUAGGAAUGAGCUUGCAGAGUGCCAUUCACAAGUGUUUUACUCUCGUGUUCUAGUCACAAAAGAUAACCAAAGAUGGAUGCGGGAAGACAAAGAGCUGCUAUUCUGAGCCUGCAAAUUGCAAGUCCAGCAAAGACUGUGAAUAUCUUGUGACCAUAAAACCAGAAGGGGACCAGUGUGAGUCAGGUGGAGUGGAAUUUGAGCUUAGCACCAAGAAACAAUGGGGGGCCAUUGGUUUUAACAGUGAAAAGAACAAGAUGGUGAGAAAAAUAAAUUGUGGUUAUUGAAAUUUUAAACUCAUGUGUCAAGGUAACUUUAUUGUUUCUUAUUCUAACCACAGUGCUUUGUGAGAUUUAUAUGUCACGUUAAACUCAUGCGUCAAGGUAACAUUAUUGUUUCUUCUUCUAACCACAGUGCUUUGUCAGAUUUAUAUGUCACAUUAUGAUGUCACAAUAUGUUGGCACAAUUGAAUUUGCUAAGUAUCCAAGGCAGCUAUUGACUGACCACUGGGAUUAGUCUGGUUUUGCUACACAGUGCUCUGUGAUUGGCAAAAAACUCAACCAAUCAGAAGGAAGUAUGACCUUAGUCAUGACUUGAUUAAACAAGUGAUCUGCAGUUCAGGCUGCAUACUACCCAGUGAAGGUUCCUGUUUAAUUUCUACCUUUCCUCUUACUUACUUCGGUAAUCUCUGUAAUCCUUUAACUCCCAUGAGUGACCAAGACAGAACUCCUCCCUACCAUAUCAAUACAAUAUGAAACAGAAAAGUGUUGAGGAUCAAGAAAAAUUUCAAUUAUUAGUUAAUCCAAUAACAAAUUUUCAGAACUAACAUCAUAAGAAUAGUAUGUCAGAGAAUUACUAAUGAGAUCUUGGGAGUUAAAGGGUUAACUGGUCCUAACCCCCACGACAAUCACUGUGGAACAUCAUUCUGUCACGCAACGAAAAAGAGCCAUUUCUGUUCUGGUGGUAAUGAUCAAAUCGUUGACAGCACUGCUUGUUAUUUGCUUGUUUUUAGGAUGGCACCGAUGCCUUAAUAUGCGCUGAAGUCAAGAAUAAUGUCACUGUAGAACAUUAUAUGGCCGACAAAGGGUAUGGUAUACCUACAAAGACCAAACCUGUAAGUACCUGGCAUCCUCAACUGUCCAGCGGUAUUUUUACCAGGUUACCAGUUUAGAUAUAGCUUGUAUGGAUCACAACAUGAAAUAAUGAGUAUAGAGAUGAAAACGCGCAGAUAAACUGAGUUUUUGCGAGUUUCGAUUAAGUGUGUGAUAAUUGACGUAUUUUUGUAUUCCAGACACCCGCCUCUAUUAUUGUAACUCUUGCUGAAUCAAAAGAUGGAGUUGUUGCCUGUCGGUAAGUCCCAUUCCAUCUGCGAGAGUAUCACAAGUGGAUCAGACCUACAAGUUUUCCUUAACUUUCAUGGACUCCUAUUUUUGUCCUUGAGCUUAAAGAGGCACUGAGAAUGUAAAUUAUGGCUCAAAAUCACAACAUGAUGAACCAGUCAAGGUUCGAAUCUGGACAUCUUGAUCCUAAGCCAUUGGAGUCUCCUCCCUAAACCGAGGCCAGGAAGCCUCGGAUCCAGAGUGUCAGGGGUGGGGUAGGGUUAUUUUGUCGUUUCUGCUUAGUUCCGUUUUCCUCUAACUUUUUAAUGAUAUGAAAACACCAGAGGAAGAAAUACUUCAAGAAAUUAGGUAGAAAUUCUUCCCUUUCUAGAAAUGAGAGAUAAUAAAACACGGUUGUCGUUAUUUAAAAUAGCUUUAAAAGGAAGAAGAAAGAUGACAAGAUGGUGGAUCUUACGAAGACAUGGCAUCUUGUGUAUGCAAGUGGCCCUAUGAGUAAGUGAUGUUUUUUUAAUGGUAAAUAUGUAUUCAUUAUUUGACAGUGUGAACAGUUUUUGGAUCAAUGUCAGUAUCUGAGCAACUGCGCACCUACUCCUCCCCUAACUCAAGAUAAAGCCUAACUUCUUAUCGGUUGACUGCAGUUGGGUUGGUGGGGGGGGGGGGUAGAUGUGCAGUUUCUCAGAUACUGAUAUUGAUGCUUUUCUUCAUAAACAGGCGGAGACAAGAUAGGCAUACACUCCACUACUCCAAAAACCAGCCCUCAGAAAGUGGACGUCUGUGCAAAGGGAGAGCUUGUUGCAGCAGAGAAGAGCAUUACAUUGGUACAGGUUCAUGGUAAGAGAGCUGAUACUGUGGUUAAAACGAAGUUCAUUCAAAGAAACCAUUUUUGGGAAAAAUUCACAAUAGUCUAAUUAAUCUAAUAUUUAUUUUAAACCUGAUAAAUCUCGAACAAUCGACGACCGAUUUCAUGGUGCUAUACACUACGCGCAACACGUCAAUUAUUAACAAAAGAUAUUUGGAAAUUUCCUAACACGGUAAAACAAAAGUCUAAUAUGUCUAGCUUUAAUCAUUUUGAGAACCAAUGACUUAACCGCAAUCUUCAACGUUAUCAGAUGAUUCCUACACUAGUGUCUGAUCUUAGACACUAAUGUCCGAUUCUAGACACAAGUGUCCGAUUUUAGACACUAGUGUCCGAUUUUAGACGUUAGUAUCCCAUUUUAGACACUACCGUCCAAUUUUAAACAAUAGUGUGCAAAAUGAGAAAGUAUUUUCAGUCUUGACCCUUUAUUUCUCACAGGCUGUUUAAUGGUUAUCGCGUGGAUUGGCUUUGCGUCGAUUGGAAUGUUCAUUGCUCGUCACAUGAAGGUGUUGUUUGGCCAGAGGGUUCUGCUUGGCACCAAAAUGUGGUUUACAGUAAGACUUUUAUUCUUUCAAACAAAGUUUUAUCAAAACACUUGUCGGUAAUUACGUUAACGGGAGGAGCACCGUACUUCACUUUUUAUUCUAAGUAUCGUGUUGAUUUGUUAUUUGGGGAUAUAACAGCUCAGAGUUAGUUUCUCAUUCGCUGAUGAUAAUGAAAGAUAAACCGACAGAAAUUUUUUACGGGUUUGCUGGAAGAGUGAAAUAUUUUGGAUAAAUUCCAGUAUCUAAGCAACUACGCACCUACCUCUCCCCAAACCCAACAUGAACCCUAACUUGUUAUAAAUUGACUGUUGUUAUGUUAGGGGAGGGGUAGGUCCGUUGUCGCUCAGAUACUGACAUUGGUCCAUAUUUUGAUUGUUAUCUCUCAGCUUCACCGAUUGUUAAUGGUCUUGACAGUUGUGCUUACUAUUCUUGGAGUUAUCCUCAUCUUUGUUCAUGCUGGUCGCUGGACCAAGGUAGGACUAAAUCUUCGUAUCCUGUAUCUUCUCUAUAUUGGUUAGCUGGGGACAUUAGAGAACCCACGCACUUCUCGCAAAGUGAAAUUUCCUUUAAAAAGUUUUGUUAACUGCCUUAAGCAGUCUAGCCACAGUCCUCUAAAAACUGAUGUAAAUGAUGUAAAUGAUAUAUGUGCAUUAGAAAAUAUUCAUAUGGAGAAACCGCUAUAUAAAUGCAUCAUUAUCAUCGUCUUCCUAAUCUGCGUGACGCCUCAGCCAAUCACAACCAGUUAACCAAUGACAACGUCAAUUUACGUCAUAUCCCCGGUGCAUAGCGCUAGUCUAGAGUUUUCUAGUGGUGGAUUGUUGAUUGAACAAGAGGCUAGGCUUGUAUUAGGCCUAUCGAUUGGCUACAUGGAUAGAUAGUUCCCAGCCCUUUCUUUUCUUUUACUCACAGGAAGCUGGCGCUCAUCCAAUCACUGGUAUAUUUGUACUGCUGCUCGCUGUUAUUCAACCAAUUAUGGCAGUAUUCAGACCCCACCCUGGAGAAGAAAAGUAUGUUUGGAGAGUAUUUUUUUUCUUUCUUUUCUCUUAUGUAUCCUUAGUGUUCAUGUUCCUUAUUGUUGGUGUUGCUUUUCUUUAGACGCUACAUCUUCAACUGGGCCCAUCGUGGUGUGGGGCUGUCUGCACUGAUCCUGGCUGGUAAGGAGUCUUUUGAAUCAAAAUAACUUUAGAAUGAUCACUGGCUCAGCUCUUUAGCUUCUUGAACUGAAAAACGGGUUACUCCUUGUUAUAUUAACGAUACACUGUGACACCAGAUUCCCUUGAUUAAUUUGUACAGAAAAUGGAAACUAACUCAGUAGAUGGGAGAAUCGCAAAGCAGAUCUCAGGAGUUAAAGAAAGAUGAUACUGUGCGGGAAACGUUUGCGACUCUCUUUUAAACAUCAUACAAAGUCACGCACUUAAGAGAUCACUGAACUGUCAAACAGAUUAGAGGCUGAAAUUAUCUCCAAUUUACACUGAUGGUUUUCAGCAAUUUCUUUAGAUACUAACCCCUUAUUUUUAUUUAUAUAAUACGUCUUAAACUUUUCUUUGUUAAACUUCACAGUGGUGACUGUGUUCUUUGGUCUUCGCCUUCCUCACUCAAGGCUAGGUGACCCCGCCUUGUACCCCAUGAUCGCCUAUUGUGUGGCUUUGAUUCUUGUGGUUGCUUACGACAUUUACGAUACUUUGACGACGUCGCGUGACGGAGCAUCUUUCAACGUCGGUCCGUUGGGAGGGAAAGAAGGUGAUUACUUGUGUAGUAAGGAAGCUAAGUAUCAAUCAGAACUGCCCGUCAAGAUCAGUCAGUGUCUAGAUUUUAUACACUAUUUUAAGGAAUUCUUUCAAAGUGAGAUUAAAGCGUUCAAAAAUGGUCAUAUUCUUCAGUAAACCUACUAUUCUUUUGGCCAUUUUCAAUUGAUUCUAAUCUCCCUCGUGUGAGCCAGUCACGUGACUCUUGUCGUAUUUUUAUGUCUUUUUGAAUGACAGAUGGCAAUGUUGAAUUGCAGCCCCCUGGCGUUCCGGUAUGAAAAUUCGUUUCAUUAUAUCUUGUCUUGUUGUAUCUUUUGCUAUGCUUAAUUCUGGUCCCGUGGAAGUUUAACGAAUUUAAACGCUUUCAUGCCUCAACCCUUAAACUCCAUGUGUGCUAAAACAGCAUGUCUCCUUACAAUUACAAGUGAUGUUAACAAAGAAAAAUACUUAUUUGGGGAUUAUUUAUUGAUCCAAUAUCAAAUUCUCCAAACAAACACCAUAAGAAUUGUAUGACAUACAGUGAGGAGAACUACUAAUGAGAUUUUGGGAGUGAAAGGUUAAAUGAAGCCAGUGCAUUAUGAUCAGCGAUAUAGGUGACGUAAAAUGCGUUCUUUGUGAACUCCUGCUGAGGGAGAAAUUCUUAAUUUCCUUCUCUUCCAGUUGUCCAAGCUUUGUGUGCAAAUAGGGUAAUACUCUCUGUGGAUGUUUUCUUUCGGUUCUCACCCGUUGCUGCUUUUUUUUCCUUUUUGCAGGCUGGAAAUAAACGCAAGUUUCUGUUCGCCUUUACGGUUCUUGUUUCAGUUGGUGUUGUGGUUGCACUUUUGGUGCUGAUUGCAAUCGCUGACGGAGAAUCUCACGAACAUGAUCACGACAGCUAAAUCAAAAGUCAAGGAGUGAGUUUAUAAGGGUGUACUAUUAUUUCAAUAUGCGGACCAAUCAAUCCCUAAGUUGAAAGUGCGGAGACUCGUAGAAAGAAUCUAUCUGAAUUUUCUUCCUGAAAACAUUCAACUAAAACUUUUCAUUUUCUUCUUGUACAGUCCUUUAAAUCUCAUCCAUCGUUUAUCAUCUGUAUUUCUUUUAUUUAUUCUUUUAUAUGUGAUGUUUGUCCAAAUCUGCAUUCAAUUUAUGAUAAUCUUACAUCCUGGUUUACCCUCAAAUGCCAUUGGGUCGCUAGUGUCGAACUGACCCUGUCUCCACCCCUCCAGAGAAUCCUGCUUAUACUCUUUUUAGGUGUUCUUCUACUUAAAGUUGUUUUUAUAGUUCCUCUAAGGCAGCUCUUUCUCUCUUUGCAGGUCAAUGCAACAAAAUUCUUCAAGCGGAGGGUGCAGAUAUUACAGCUGACGGCAUAAUGAUUAACUUAUGAACUGAAGUGGUACCACAUCAGUCGUAUAAGAACUAGUUGAUAGUGAACUUUUUGUUAGCCUAUUUAUCUUUUUAAUAAGGAUAUAUCUGUAUACUUUCUUAAUUAUUUUCAGCGAAUAUCACUUUUUUAUCAGGAUGUAGCUGUUUUUUUUUUUUUUAGGUGAAAUGUUAAUAAGAGUAAACAGUUAUUAACAGAUGAGGUGGUAGAGGUCAUACGUUUAUGAAGAGAUAUAUAGACUAGUAAAGAGUGUUCGGAAGAUGUUUCCUUUAGGUAAUAGUAUGCAUAAUGCUGAUAUAUUUGAAUGAUUUAAACUCUAGCAAAUAUUUACACAUUUUAACGAUGAUUUAUCGUAAAUAAAACAGUCAUAUGUUUGAGAAAGGGUUUCCUAUAGAGGUCUUGGCUCAUUUCAAAGCCCUAUUUGCAAUUGUUUUACACCAUGUUUUUACAAUCUCUUCAGAGAAGUCUCUGGCUGACACACUCUUACUCAUUGAGAGCUUGACUGUUUCAAGUCAAUUAUGUGAUUUAUAAUGGUAAUAGGACCGAGUGGAGUCCAAUUCGGUCCGUAAUCACACGAGUGAUUAACGAUUUGUCCAUUACGAGUAUUAUAACAGACAGAAUUGGGAGACAAAAAUCGAGUUACCAAUUAAUCAUAACCUUUACAAUUUCCGAAAACAACAAUACAUUUAGGACAAAUAUCUGUGGUAGAGACAAAGUCUAAGUGAAAAAUUCAACUUUGGAAAUUUCACCAUUUUUUUAGGAUAAGUGGUUGUUGCUGUGGUUGUGAUCAAUUCUGUGAUUGGUGGAUUUGGCUGAAAGGACUGAGCAUGAUUCGAAAUUUCAACUGCUCGAUUACAUCACAUUUGAGUAAAUUGUAAUUGUUAUGAUUAAGGGGAGAACUGAAGGGUGUUAUAUCUGGGAACGACUUGAUAUUCGCCCUUGUGUAGCCCGGUGAAGUUUCAUGUUACUGUAGCGACAGUUACGAGACUUCAGUGCAGUCUGCACCACGUGACUGAUGAUUGAGAAACCUUUCCGUGGUUAAAACAACUUAUAAAAAUUUAGACAACUUCCUGUACGACCAAAGGAGCAUUGCCGAAUAACGUACAGUAUUUACAAUUAAAGAAAAACUGCGAAAAUAUCAGUAAAUCCCGACACUCGAGAGAUAAACUUACCAGAAAGUGGGUGAAAAAAACGUUGGCUAAUGAGAAAAAACCGGUAUACAAAUACAUCCCAGACUAUUUAUAGGCUUGGUAUAACAGAGAAUGGAAACAAUCACCGAAAAAAAAGGGAAAAAAACUCUAAAAUGAAAUUAAAAAAUUAAAAAAAAAAAAACAGCAAGUUCUCCAGGACGGGAUCUGCGCCCUAUCUGGUACCGCGGUUUCGCGGUCCAAUGCUCAACCCACAGAGCUGUGGGGAACUUGCCAUGAAACAGAGAGCAAAUUUAAGUCAAAAUGUAACGAGUCGACAACGUAAUGCUGGGAUCAAGUGCGCAAACAUUCUGAGGGAAGAAGUGUUUUGACUCUCAGAUGACAUCAGAACUAAAACUCUGCUAUUUGCCAGUUAUAUAAUGUUCAAAUUCAGGGGUGCUCUCAUCCUAAAUUUAAAGGUGUGGAAAAAGGGUAAAAUUGAUACUAAGUGGAUAAAAAAAGCGUCGGCUAAUAUAAUGUACCAAAAUGAAAAUAACAGUUUAAAGACACGUCCCAGACUACAUAUAAGCUUGGUAUAAAAAUCGAGAACGAAAUAGUGAAAUUAACAUUGACAAGGCCUAGACCAGAGGCACACGUUAACUCUUUCACUUCCAAGAUCUCAUAAGUUAUUCUCCUUACAGUAUGCCAUACAGUUCAUAUGAUGUUAGUAUGGAGAAUUUAGCAUGGGGUCAACAAAUAACCCCAUUAAUGAUUUUUUUCUUGAUUUUCAUCACAUGUGCUUAAUGUUGCAUUGCUAUUGUAAGGAGAAGUCCUGUCUUGGUCACUCGUGAGAGUUUAAGAUUCAUCAUAAAAUCGUCCUUACAAUUCCGUGAGCUAUAUUUUAUUCAGUGUUUUGUAACAAUCUUAACAAAGAUGAUCAACUUGAGUGGUUUAAUAAGCGUGACUGUGCAUUAACCUGUUUUCCCGGUCUCGAAUAUCAUUAAACCCCAUUGUUUCAAGAAGCACCGGUCGUUGUGAUCAGGACUUGUCGCGCGCUCGAAUCAGUGCUGCACAUCAAGAAGCAAAGGAAUCGCUCGGAAAGAAUUUUGCAAAAAACGCGCAACAUGUUUGACAAAGUGGUAAGUGAUUAUCCAAAACUAAAAUGAUCUUAAUCAUUGACUCGAUCGUGAACAAAGCAGGACAGAACCGAAGUGCCCAUAUUUGAAAUAGAAACAAGAAGAAAAGAAACGACAUAAAAAUAAUUGUAAUAAGACGGAUGACCUAAGGAGUCAAACGCAGGUUGCAGUUUUCCCUGAGUUUGGUAGGGGAACCACGACACUUACAUUAAGGCUCAUAAGCCUGUGAGACCAUCAUGUGUUGUUAUUCACAAGGGGGAGUUCAGUGACGCGUAAACUUCAGAACAACAGAUAUAUGAAAAUUUUUUUGCAUCGUAGUUGAAACAUUUACGUGAUUUCUAGACUCACAAACAUUAUUAUAGUAGAGUUAGCUAUUUGGUUCGUGAGGGAACCACUAUCUUGUUAUCUUGAACAGCACUGUGAUCGUAAGUGCUCUGUGUGCAAUCAUGCUUAAGAUUCUUUCAUGACUUUGCAAAACUCAAAACCUAACGAAGGGCUAACGCUCGAAACGCUAGCUUGAAAACUCUUUACGGCGGCCAAGUCACGUUAUCAACUCAGUUGAUAACACUUCAUUACCCUGUUAUACUCUCCCACCAACCCAGCAUCACAGUUUAUUUAGAAACCUACCCCUUCGUUAAAAAAUAAUGCUAGUUUGCUUCGCACUAUGCAUGUCCUACUAAUGAUGGAUUGUUAGGAUAGGCAAAUUCCCCGUAAAAUACUCGCUGAUUUUCUCGUUUGGCUCAAUUUGGAAUAAGCGUUGUACUUAAAUUACCAGAAUAAACCUACGUAAGCUGACUCUGAACACGUCUCUAUCGGAAAAUAGAGAGGAUUGAAGGGCUCUUUCAAAUUUCCUUUUAGUUUUGUCAUAGAAUGUUGCAACUUCUCUGCUGUUUCAAAACUUUUUUAGGUGAAAACGGUCGUUUUUCGCACCUUCGAUUGUAAUGACAGUGCAAAAGUUUGCUGUGCAUGAAAAGUCAGUGCAAUGUCGAGACUUACUUUUUCAUCUUACGUAAUAACAACUGACCUGCUUACUCAUGUGUAUCUGUCGUUUGAAGUUGUUUUCCAGACUCCUGGCAGUGUUUACGUCUCAACUGAUGACUUGCAUUGGGUACCCAACACAUGUGCCAAUCACAGUUUGCGAAAGCCUUUUUGCGUACCAUUUUACUCAGCCACCCCCGGCCUUACCCACUCCCCCUCAACCGCCCAACACAAAUCCAUACAGAAUCCACGUGAGUAAUGAGAGCUAUGCACGAGAUGGUCAGCUGACUGUAACGGUAAAUGGUACCAAGGGUUUUAAGGUGAGCCUAGGGUUUUUAUUGAGGUAAUCAUGCUGAAAAAUAGUUUCAAUUUCUCUGAGUUUUUUCUUACUGACCCAUAUCAUUCUCCCUUUUGUCAGCAACAUUAAGUCCUCUGUGUCAUAAAGUCUUGUCAUAACGUCUCUUUUUCUCUAUCUCUGUGGAAGGGGUUCAUACUUCAGGCGCGUGCUGCAGGGGAUUCAAGACCUGUUGGUACCUUUCAGGGGAACCUGUCUCCGAACCAAACCUAUAUGUGGUGUUCCGGUGGAGAGCCACAGGUAACCAGCUUUUGAUUUCAUUUUUGCUCCCCUUCUCAGUGACCGUUACUCUGGUCUCUUCUGUUUGCUCUCUCUUUUCUUUCUGUAUCCAUAACCACAAUGAUGAGCAAUUCGAUUAUCCUGAAUAUCCCUCACUUUUCAUUUAUUUCUCUUUUGUUAACAGAACACAGUGACACACCAACGUUCCAGACCACCACAGAUUACCGCCUUUUAUACGCUUGAAUUUACCUGGAAAGCACCAGCAGAGAGCGUUGGAAAUAUCACAUUUUGGUUGGCAACAAUUUAUAUUUAUACUGGCGUAGGCUAGAAGACGGAUCCAAGUCAUUUUACUACUGUCGAUGAACACCGUUUUGUUUACAAAAAGGGGGGCAUCAUCUCUGAUUACAUACAUUCAAUUUUUCAAUCUUAAGCUAAAGAAACUCCUUUAAACCUUAUUUUCUUCGAUUCAGGGGCACCUUCGUCGAAAAUUACACCAGUUUUUGGGUCGGUGUCCAGUCUGUGACUGUCAGUGGUCCUGUAUUGGACCCACAACAGCCACUAGUGAUACAGCCUGGCUUUGAGGUAACACUGAGUGUUGGUUGUAUCUGACUCUUCUCCAAAAUAAGUCGCAUGAGAAAUCUGUACCAGACAAUAAUUCCGUAUUUUGACAUCUCACAAGCGGGAAAGACGGAAAAAUGCGACUUAGAACAAUAACUAGCUUGUAUAACUGGCGGCUCUGUCAGGGUGCACUUGACGAUGGCUCGCGAAGUCGCCCCAAGCCUUCCGCGGCUUAAUCGCCCUUUCCCUUUGCGUAAAUAAAACGGGCUGUUAUUUGUUUUUGUUGAAGGAUAUGGAUUAUAUAACAACGAAUAACGCUGACUUGAAAUUUACUUUAUAUGUUAUUCGUGCCAUGUUAUCUAUUUAUUAGGGGAAUAAUUUUCGUCAUGAUAAAUUCUCACUUUCGGUUCCCAUGUUGGAGCGGUAUACUUGUUGCGUUUUCUAUCCUGUUGAAGAUCAUUCGACAAUCAUUUGUUAUUGUGUUCUUUAGAUAACGAAAAAUGGUUGCGGCAGCCAAAAAGGUUGUUAUUCUGAGCCCACAGACUGCACAGAUAGUUCAAACUGCGAAUUCUUGGUCACCUAUGAAACAGAAGGAGAAAAUGUUACAUUUGAGACGAGUGGAAAACAUGGCUACGUUUCUAUCGGAUUCAAUUCCAAGCAGAAAAUGGUACGGUGAAAUUAUAGUAUACAGUUAACAGUAGUUUGUAUGUCAAGUGAAGCUUGAGCAUUUUCAAGUUUUCUAACAGUUCUCUGAUACACAUCAACAUAAACGAAAGUUUUCGAGUAUGUUGAAUGCACACCAUUAGUAUAAUUUCCAUGUUAGUGUGAGAUAACAGACAUAAAUGUUUUUAACAACUUGGCAGUUUCCAUAUUGACCUUUAGCCUACUGCGUCUCAUGCUUAUGCUUCAUGCUAGCCAAACUGAAGUUUCCUUAUGGUCAUUUUUGUUUCAGGACCAAACGGACUCGAUUACUUGUUCAACUUCAUCCAAUAACGCUGUAGAAAUUAGACACUAUCACUUAGAUUACAAUCAGCCAAUCAGAACUGACUUGGUAAGGAUCGACAUAUGUAUUCUCAUACUGACAUCGCUUGUUAAAUACUUCGGUUCCACUCAGAACUGAUUAUCAUUAUUGUUAUCGUUAGGAAAACUCUACGGACAUAAUUCGCGAUAUGGGAGCGUAUGAGAAUGGAACUUGCAAGUAGGUAAUUACGGUCUCAGGAAUCGCUGUAUAUGUCAUGCUUGUACAUCAAAAUGCAUUCCUAAUGAGGAGUAGUAAAACCAAAAACCAAAGUAAUCACAACGGCCAGUUAGUACAAAAUAAUUUCUUCAAAGAAACAAUUGACGGGCGCACUACUUCGAGUUAUUUUUAACAAAGUAACAAUGUACUUACAUAUCUAUUGGUAGGUUUGUUCGCAAAAUUUCACCCACUGAUCCAAGGAUGAAAAAUUUAACCAAGAGCUGGUUUUUUGUAUUUGCUUGGGGUAAAGUCAGUAAGUAUCCUUAAUCACAUUUUCUUUUAUCAUCUAAACGAAGAUUAUGUUCGUUUACGUUCUGCUGAAAAAGUUGCUUUCUCUAGUAGGUAAUGAUCCUGGCCAACCGAGGGCAAUUUUGCACAAACCUAAACAAUGCACUUUUUAAAGGGCAGUGUUGUUUUGAAAGAACACAUUUUAUUUUUGCUUAAUUUGUAUGAAUUUUGCCUUUUUUUACUUUAAACUCAUACCCGUUUGUUUGUUUGUUUGUUUGUUUUUUUUUUAGGUAACACAGGAGCUCUUUCUUAUCAUAGAGAAAAUGCGACAUUUUCCUCAGAACUGGUGAAUGUUAGCCAACCUGCUGUGCUAAAAAACGGGCGUAAAACAGCACCAGCACCAGCACCCACCCCCGAAGGUGAACUUGAGGUAAGUAAGAAACAGAAGGCAAAUUUGUAGACUGACAUAACUCUUCGCUUUUUCUUCGCUGACCAGUUUUUUAAAGAGUCAAGAAAUGGUGUCAAAUCGCUAUCAGCCCCAGAUUUUACGAACUAUCAGCUGUUUCGGCCAAAUUGUCUGCCCACGCUGACGGUAUUCCUACGUUUUACUUUCUCUUUCAGUUUUUAACUUCUCAAUGUGGCCAAACAAAGAGUUGUUACUCGGAGCCCACAGACUGUACAUCUAGCAGCACCUGUGACUAUCUUGUCACAUUCGAACCUUGCGAAGACAAGAAUGACGUCAAAUUUGAGUUGAGUGCGAAGACUGGUUGGGUCGCCAUCGGAUUCAACAAAGAGAGCAAAAUGGUAAAUGAGAAAGCCUUUGCGUAGAUGAAAGCUUCAUCGACAGUGGCAAUUGCCUUCGUGAAAUCAUUACCCAUUCCUUUACAUUUGCUUCAGGACGGUACAGAUACUAUUAUCUGCUCUCGCUUAAAUGAUGACACUGUAGCCACGGAGCACUAUAGCCUGACUGGCCAUGACAAUCCAGUUCAAACCAAACCGGUGAGAAAGAUUUGUGCGUUUAGACCAGGGUUCAAAAUAUAUAUGUAUGGUCAGGUUUCGAAUGAGACUGAACGUGGCCAUAUGUGUGUGCAUGUGUUUUUGUUUUUGUUUGUUUUUUUCGAAUCCUUUACCCUUUACUUAAAAUGGAAAGAGAGAAGGAAAGCCCAUCUUGCGAGUUCAAUUCCAACUUUGUUUUAUGUUAAGUCUGUUUUUCGUCCAUCUCUAGUCUUAAAACCUUUUUACUUAUUACAUUUUGUGCGCAAGCUGUGUAACUAAACCUUUUGGUUUAAACCAGACUCCUGCAGGCCUUAUGGUGAUCUCUGGUGCGUAUGAAGACGGAGUCAUUAAGUGUAGGUGGGUACUAUCAUUGGUUAGUUGUGAAAAUAUAAUCGAAAAAAACUUAAAACGUAUAAUCCUUUGACAUUCUUUUCAGAAAGUUAUGAAAAUGUCUGAAUCUUUGGUAGCAUUUAAGUUGAAUACUUAUUUUAAAACACUUUCUUUUUAAUGUUCUCUCAGAUUUUCUCGAAAUAAAACAGCAAAUGGCAUGUUAGGAUUGGACCAAGAAGUGUUCUUAAUUUACGCUCGUGGUGAUGUGAAUGAUACGUUGGGAAAUAUUUCUCAUCAGUGAUUCAAUCAGCGUAAGACCUACCUGGUGUAUUCUCACUGCCGUUUAUCAUAACUGUAUUUUCUUAUUUAUUAUCUUCAGGUGGUAUACUUAUCCGGCACACUCACAGGUCACCCAGCACAAGUAAAGUCGAUGUUUGUAAACUGAACACCGCGCUCGAGAGUAAGACUACGGACAACAAGCUACUGAAAGCUCACGGUAACUAGAGUUUGAUAUUUAGCUGUGAAAGGUUAUACAAAAAUAGGAUGAUUCCUUUUUGUCUCUGCUUACUUCUUAUCGUUCGUCAGGUGUUUCAUAGGAAAUUUUAUAUCCCAACAAGUAGAGGCGAGGGGGGGGGGAAUUUAUCUCAUCUCAAAUGACAGUUAUUAACUUCCCAAUGUAGGCUCAAUGAGUACUUUUAAUACUUUAGGGGAGUCUGCGUACUAAGCUCUUACUAAUGUUUUACUCUUUAUUGAUAUUUAGGCUCGCUAAUGGUGGUGGCCUGGGUUGGGUUUGCAACUCUGGCUAUGUUUGCCGCGCGUUACAUGAAGGACGCCUGGGGAAAACUAUUUGGACUUAAGAAGUGGUUCCAGGUAAUCUUGCCAACUUUUCAUCGAGGCAACAGUAAGGAAAUAUACACUGAAAUGACCACCAUCCCACUUUGCUGAGUUUGUCAGAAAUUUUGCGUACGGUGAUAGUUUUUUGAAGGGCCGCCCGGCAUAAUUGGGAUGGUUUAGUUGCAUAUAUAGUAGAAUGAUAUAGUUCAAAAGUUAAAUUUUUCGUUCCCUCUUGACUGAUCAAACCCCCCAAGCGGAAUGUUAACACAUAAAUAACUAGCGAUCAUUUAGUGGAAAGUCUCUUAGACAGCUUGAUUUUAUUUCUGUCUUUGGGUAAUUCACCUGUUUCUUUUAGGUUCACAGGGCACUGACUGUAAGCUGUUUGAUAUUCACUCUAGUCGGUUUUGUGCUGGUUUUUGCUCACGUCGAAGGCUGGUCUGAAGUAAGGAAAAACUGUCACUGUUGGUUUAACGUAGUGCUUUAAUCUGUAUGUGACAUCUUUAGGUUCAUUUACUCAUGCUAAGUAGACAUCAAAGUUCUAUACUCUAAUUAAGUUUCUGAACCUAUGCCUGAAGUAGUUAGCAUGCAAUAACCUUUUUGUUAAAAGUCAGUUCUCUUUCAUUUUCGUACGCCUUCCAGUUGGUAGAAACAAAAGACUGAGAUAUUUCUUUUGUACUUUAGGGCUCGGUAAUAUCUCUGUCAACCCUUAACUGAUUUUAUCGUGUAUUAAUCAUCAGGCAGAUGUGGCACACUCUGUACUAGGGGUUAUUAUCACUCUUCUUGUCUGUGCACAGCCCAUUAUGGCGCUCAUGAGGCCUAAACCAGCAGCAGAGAAGUAAGGAAAUAUAUCGUGCUGUAAACUCAAUUUAGUUUAAGAACAAUUUCGAAAACAUUGGUCGCCAAAGUGUGACGGUGGACUUAUUACAUUUUUCUGUUCUUGCGCAUAGUCGAUGGAUUUUCAACUGGUGCCAUCGUUGCGUUGGCAUCUCUGCAUUUAUUCUUGCGGGUGAGUUUUGAUAGAAAAUAAGUAAUUUUCUUAACCUUUGUUAUCAGUAGGCACUAAUAAUUAUACUGACAUUCUUAUUUAUGUCGGUUUUUAGUGGCCAACAUAUUCCUUGGCCUUCGCCUGCCUCAUUUAAACGCUGAAGUCGGAGUUUAUCUCAUGACCUUUUUCUGCGUCGGCCUGGUAGCAGUUGUUGCACUUGAGAUCUACAUUAGGUGCCAAAAGAGUAAGAAAGGUAAGAUCCUACGGCGCGUACGAUGGGUCGUCCUUGUCACUUACCAAUGAUUUGUAUACAAUUGCGCAAGACGAACGUCGAAAGCUAUGAUAGGUCUCGUCUCCUGCGUUGGUACCGCUUCUCUCGUCAUAACCUUUUUUUUUUACUUUUGCAGGACUACUUUACAUGACCUUUGGAUUCCUCGUUGUCCUAACCAGUACUGUUUGUUUUGCCCUGCUUCUUUUCAUUACCAUGGAAACUUGAAACCCAAAACCUCAGGACUUCUGUUGACCCUUUUGUUCGACUCGGAAAUGCUUCUGUCAUUCAUACCUAUUACCAAGGCAACUUUAAGAAUUAAUAAGUGAAUCCCACGACACGACUUUAUCCAGCGUGUGUUACUUAGUAGAGAUUCUUGUUUUAAACUCGUCUUCUUUUCUGAUAUUUUAUACGCAAAAUCUUCAAUCAAUCCAUCGCAACAUAAUGGAACUGUACGUUACUUAACCUCGAAGGUUUCAGUCAUGUAUGUUGUAGCCUAUUCUUGGCGCUCAACUGGUAAACAAGGCAGUUAUAAUUUCUGCGGGGCAAACUGUAAGAGACUGCUUCCAACCAUUAUCCUGAUCACGAUCUGUUCCAGACCUCCCUCGUUUAUUCGCUUUUUAUCACGCCCCUUUACCAACUAAUUGCCAGGAACAGGUUAACCGUUAGUUUAUAGAUGGAGAAUCUUAAAGAUAAUUUUAUAUUCUCGGGAUAUAUUAUUCUUCAACCAACAACAACCUGUUGUAAUAGAGGUUUUGGCUCUUCAGCGCAGUCAAGUACAUAUACAAUGAAUGAAAUAUUUCAUCGUUGAUCUCACGAUGUUGUUGCUUCGGAUUUGUGCCUUUCAUUGGUCAGUUAUGGGGAAAAAAGAAAUUAAAAGGUUCUAUCUCGUCAACACUGACAAAGCGUG
This is a messenger RNA of Pocillopora meandrina, 18169 nucleotides long. NCBI's taxonomy places the organism in Eukaryota, Metazoa, Cnidaria, Anthozoa, Scleractinia, Pocilloporidae. The record is from the annotation of a GenBank genome assembly.